Messenger RNA from Klebsormidium nitens, 1302 nucleotides. The record is from the annotation of a GenBank genome assembly. NCBI's taxonomy places the organism in Eukaryota, Viridiplantae, Streptophyta, Klebsormidiophyceae, Klebsormidiales, Klebsormidiaceae.
CCGACGCUGAAAUUGCGUGCCUUCCAAUUGGGCUGAUAUUUUGCCUGGCUCCCUUCUUUGUCCCUGGAAAACUCCUGCGGCGCCAGCACUGCGCCAUCUUGUUGCAUGUUCGACACAGCAUUUAAGUUACGCGGCAGGGCUGCGCAUUUGGACGGGCAACCACGAUCGGGCCCUCACCCUGAUCACCAGAGCUUUCCGAGAGGGCAUCUAAAAUACAAAUAUGGGACAAGAUCUGUACGCCCUAGAUUUUGACGGCGUCCUCUGUGAUAGCUGCGGGGAGAGCUCACUAUCGGCGUGGAAGGCGGCUGCAAUCCAAUGGCCUGAGCUAUUUGCGGACGUGGGAGAAGGCGUGAAAGAGAAGGUCCUUGCGGACAUGCGGACGGUUCGGCCUGUCGUUGAGACUGGGUACGAGAACAUUCUCUUGGUGCGGCUGCUGCUUGAGAUGACGCAGCCGUCAUCCAAUGCAUCAAAGGUAGUUUCCGAGUUGAGCAUCGCGGCGUUGCUGACUGGUUGGGAGCAUGAGGUCAAGCCCGUUGCAAUGGCGGAGUGGGGCGUUGAGAAAGAACCCCUAGUGGAGCUCUUUGGCCGAGUGCGGGAUGACUGGAUGGAUCACGAUCUGCAUACCUGGAUUGCGGCCAACAGGUUCUACCCUGGAGUGAGUGACGCCCUCAAGUUCGCGUCGUCCAAGUUGUACAUCGUCACCACAAAGCAGACGCGUUUCGCCCUGGCGUUGCUGAAAGAGCUGGCGGGCGUCACCUUCCCCGAGGACCACAUCUACGGCCUGGGCACCGGUCCCAAAGUUGAGGUGUUGAAGAAGCUACAGGAGCGGCACAAGGGCGCGCGCUUGCAUUUCGUUGAAGACCGACUAGCGACGCUGAAGAACGUCAUCAAAGAUCCUGCCUUGAACGACUGGAAUUUGUACCUAGGUGACUGGGGCUACAACACGGCUGACGAGCGAAAGGAGGCUGAGUCCUUCGACAGGAUACACAUUGUCAAGCUAGACGAAUUCUGUGCAAAGCUAAAGUAGAGUCUUCGGUCGGGAUUGGAUUUAGAUCUUGAUCAAUAUUGCUUAAUCGACUGCCCAUAACAAUUCUCGUAUACGUGCAAAAGUGUCCACAGCCCCUCCAUUGUGCGAGGAGCCUAUUGCCGGCAGUUGCGCACGUACUUUAUUUUUGACAUUAAGAUCCUACUGUAUGCAGAUAGUGUCGUAAUUGAGAGCGCGGCAAAUUUACCAAUCUGCGCCUGGUCAAUGCCGCUAGUGUGCAGGUCGAUGGCCGUGUAGAAUUAUUAAUUCAUGAAGGA